Molecule: messenger RNA, 1542 nt
Organism: Penicillium soppii
Lineage: Eukaryota; Fungi; Ascomycota; Eurotiomycetes; Eurotiales; Aspergillaceae
Product: MFS transporter
Exons: 2
Coding region: 1-1542 (513 amino acids)
Biological process (GO): transmembrane transport
Molecular function (GO): transmembrane transporter activity
Source: RefSeq, a predicted model, not a curated record
AUGGCAACAAACAAAGGCAACAUGGCAACAACCGAGGCUGAUCAAACCAAAUCCCCAGACUCACCAAGCCAGCAUGCAGAUCAACAGGAGGCAUAUUCUCAGUUCUCAGUGAAUACCAAACGGUAUAUCGUGGCGAUGGGAUCUUUGGCCAGUUUCUUCUCACCCUUAUCGUCGAGUAUCUACCUUCCAGUCUUGACCACCAUCGCGGAUGAGCUGCACAUCUCCACCUCUCAGGUCAACUUGACCGUCACAACAUACCUAAUCAUGCAGGGUGUCGCACCCAUGCUCAUAGCAGGCUUCUCCGAUACCGCAGGUCGCAGACCCGCCUAUAUUAUUUGCUUCACAAUUUACCUCGCAGCCAACCUAGGGCUAGCUCUCCAAAACAGUUUUGCAGCCCUACUCGUUCUCCGUUGUGUCCAAAGCGCCGGCAGCAGUGGAACAGUUGCGCUUGCAAAUGGUCUAGUGGCAGAUAUGAUCACGUCAGCCGAGAGAGGCUCGUACAUCGCUUUCGCGUCGAUCGGAAGCAUGCUUGGUCCUUCGCUAUCCCCAAUAAUCGGUGGUCUCCUCAGUCAGUAUACCAACUGGCACUGGAUCUUCUGGUUUCUCCUAAUCUUCGGCGGUGUGUUCUUUCUCAUUCUCGCGCUUUUCCUACCAGAAACCUGCCGCAAAGUUGUAGGUGAUGGCUCGAUCCCACCACCUCCAUUGAAUAACUCUGUUGCGGAUAAGAUUCGGCACCGCAUACGCAAAAAGAAGGGUCUUGCGUCUGAUCCGGAUAAAGAAGCAGAGGUGCGGAAGAAUUACUCACUCAGGUUCCCCUCGCCCGUCCCGACUAUGAAGGUUGUCUUGGAUUUCGAGACGUCGGUUAUUCUGAUUCCCACAGGUUUGCUGUUCGCUGGUUUCUAUGCUGUCAUGACUGGGGCGUCGACUUCUUUCCACAAGAUUUACAAAUUCAAUGAUAUCCAAGGCGCGCUGAUGUAUCUCCCCAUCGGCGCUGGCGGCGUUCUAUCAGCCUUCACGACUGGCAGAAUCGUCGACUGGAACUAUCGUCGGCAUGCGAACCGUGCAGGUCUUGCUGUUGUGAAACAUGCUCGUGCAGAUAUACGAAACUUCAAUAUCGAACGUGCCAGACUGGAAGUUGGCUUGCCACUUUACUACAUCAGUACCUUGGCGAUGCUGAUAUACGGCUGGGUACUGGGGCGGGAGGUCCAUCUAUCUGCACCUGUAAUCCUUCUAUUUGUGAUUGGAUGGUCUAUCAUUGGUACCUCGCAGGUGCUGAAUGUCUUACUGGUUGAUCUUUGGCCAGGUAAAUCGGCGUCAGCGACGGCAGCCAACAAUUUGUUUCGUUGUGAGCUCGGUGCAGCGGCAUCCGCAGCAAUCAGCCCUAUGGCCUUGGCUAUGGGAGAAGGCUGGGCCUAUACCACGCUUGCAUUGAUUUCAAUUGCUGCUUCUCCUUGCCUGUUGGCUGUUGCAACUAAAGGUAUUGAGUGGCGAAAGAAAAGGAAUCAAAAAGAGGAGGAAAAGCUAUCUUGCGUACAGAACUAG